GCGGACCGUAACCCGCAGCCCGGCCCCUUCUCUCAGGGGCUGGGAUCACGGAGCCGGGACCGGCUGGCUGUGGAGUCCAACAUGGAAGAGUUUAAAGAUGCAAGUUCACCUGAAGAGUUACUUGAUCAAUUAAAGCUUUCUGAUCAGAAGUCUUCAGAGACUGGCCCCAAAGACACACAGAAUCCCCAAAACACUGAAAGUGGAUAUACACCAUCCUCAGCCAAAGAUCCCACAACAGUUGAUGAGUGUUUCCAUGACUGUCAUGACUCCUUUGAGGCAAAAGAACCUGUACUGGAUGAUGAAGGGAAUUUACAGAAUGAUGAGAAUAGCUCAAGGAAGCAGACAGAACUAGAUGAAGAAUACUUACUAGAACUAGAAAAAGAUAUGCCAGAGGAUGAAAAACAGAAAAGAAGAAAGGAGAGCACAACACUGAAGGAGAAAGGAAAUGAUCAGUUCAAGAAAGGAGACUAUGGAGAAGCAGAAGAUUCUUACACGAAGGCGCUGCAGAUUUGUCCAGCCUGCUUCCAAAAAGAUAGGGCUGUUUUAUUUUCAAACAGAGCUGCUGCAAAAAUGAAACAGGACAAGACAGAAGCUGCCCUAAGUGACUGCAGCAAAGCAGUGGAAUUAGAUCCUAACUACAUUAGAGCUUUGCUGAGAAGAGCAGAACUAUAUGAAAAAACAGAAAAACUAGAUGAAGCUCUGGAAGAUUAUAAGGCAGUCCUAGAAAAAGAUCCAUCAGUUCAUCAAGCCAGAGAAGCUUGCAUGCGAUUACCUAGACAAAUUGAAGAGCGGAAUGAAAAAGUAAAGAAAGAAAUGUUAGGCAAACUGAAGGAUUUGGGAAAUUUGGUUCUCCGCCCCUUUGGCCUGUCAACAGAAAAUUUCCAGAUAAAACAGGAUUCAUCAACUGGUUCAUACUCCAUCAAUUUUGUUCAAAAUCCAAACAACAAUAGAUAACAUGAAUUCAAUCUAGUUCUGCUGGUUUUCAGGCUUUCUGAUCGUGUACUUGCACGUACCAAUCAAAGGAUUCAGCAAACAUUCUUCAUGCUCCCCAAGUGAAGAUAAGACUCGAGCAUAUUCAUUUCCCUGCUUGUGACAUUAUUUACAAUGUGGAUGUAGAGCAAGUCAUUUGACUUCUCUUAGUGCUAUGUCCAGUGUGUGAUUUAUUACUUUUUUAAAUUUUUUUUUCUUCCCUUGCAGUGUUUGGCUUAUCCAAGUCAGGUUCAUUAUUUUGGCCCAUUCAAUGCUGGCACCAAAAUUCUGUCAAGCGAUGCAGUUGAAUCAAAAUGCUCACGCACCUGUAGCCAAGAACAAAGCCUAAUUGUGUCUUGGGGAAUUAAUGAAUCUAGCAGAAGCACUUCUCCACACUCAGCAGGUGGAUAUGACUGCCAGCAUGCAUGGAAGCAAGCCAACUUCUGUGGAAUAAUUUUUCUUUGUAAUAAAGGCUUGGUAUUUCUGGUG
This is a messenger RNA of Tyto alba (common barn owl), 1458 nucleotides long. RefSeq names its product tetratricopeptide repeat domain 1 (gene TTC1). The record is from RefSeq and is a predicted model, not a curated record. Bases 82 to 954 code for a protein of 290 amino acids. NCBI's taxonomy places the organism in Eukaryota, Metazoa, Chordata, Aves, Strigiformes, Tytonidae. The transcript is spliced from 8 exons. Gene Ontology annotation, molecular function: protein binding.